AUGGCAGAGAGGACAGUCGGAUUCCUUUUCAAAAGUCUCAAAGACUGUUUAGUGUUCUUUUGUUGGUUGCACGAGGGGGACGGGAAGGUUUAUCUUGAACCCGUGAUCAGUUACCUUCAUCAACGUGUUUCUAAGUACUAUAACUGGAUUGAUAGAACUUCAAUACAAGCUGAAUUGUCCAAUUUUCUCUGGCAUGUAAAUAGGGUUUACGGUAAAUUGGUAUUUACCACAACAAAGGACGCAGCCUCCAUUCCCCGUGACCCCAAUGUAGAUGACACUGUUGACGCUCUCUUAGAGUGCCUUCCCAAGUUCUUCGCUGCAAUGUACUAUCUGUGGUACAAUGUGGAUGUGAUAUUUAAGGGAGUGGGCGGUGGCGGGUGGGCGGAGGAUUGGCCUGGGUACGGCGGCGGUCUAGAAACAUAUCUCACUAAAGCAUACCGCAGUGCUUCCGGCAGCAUUUUACCUGGAGGGUUUGAGCUUCGCGAGUUGAGGUAUGGUCGGCUCUACGCUAAUUACACCCAGGGCAAGAAAAUGACAACUGAUCUCCGAUGGUUUUUGGACAAGAAAGUUGAACAAAAUUACUUACGUGACGUUUUUAUUCUCUCUACCUGUACUGUAUUUGGUGCGGAGUCUGUGAACACAGCAAAUGCUAUUUGCUUGGUAGGCGUGUUUUGCGAUAUUGUAAAAUCGGGGAAGCAAGAUGCGUUAAAAGAAGCUUUGGAAAAAAACAUAAAGCCUAAAUGCAUAGCUUGGGAUGAAUUAAAACAUGUAUGCGGAGAAAUUAAGGUUACGUACAAUAAUAUGUUUACUACAGGCCCCUUUGACCAUAGUGGUGUGGCUACGACGGCUUCUUACCUUAGGUCUGAAGUAUUCGCUGAGAAAUUCGCGGCGUGGUUUAGAACUAAUUUCACGAAUAUAAUCAAGCAUGUAGAAACUAUGCGUAAUCAGGUCAUUGACACGGGCGCUUUCAAUUACCGCUCCUUCGCAAAUGGCGUUUUAUUUCCUAACGGUGUGGUUUUUAAGGGAAACGACGUGGUGCAAGCGAAGGGUUUUCUUGACACUUGGGAGUGGACGAAUGCACUUGAAACUUUUGUUGAUGAUAACAGUGGUCUACCAAAGCUUAAAGAACUUUUGGAUGGUGUGCCGUGUCCCCAGGCUCCGCUGCAUACGGCUUCAUCAUCAAGCACAUCCGGUGCUAAAGGCACUAGAAGCGUUGUAGGGAAUAAAAAUAGAGCGGAUGGUAGCCAGACGACGUCUGGUGCGAUACGGGGAAAAGGAGGGGGAGAGGGAGCGUCUCACAGCGGAAGUGGCGCCAAACUUAGCGCCACUCAAGUCCAAUCAGUGGCUCAGAGUCGUACAGAUUCCACACCUUCUCAUGUUCAAGCUUCAACAGCUCAAAGAACUACUCAAUCUCAGCCAAAGUCAGCACCACAAAAUGCGGGAAAUUCCGACAGUAAACGAGUUGAGGACACUAAAUAUACCGGUGGAGGUAAAAGUCCGCCAGCUCCAAGUGUUUCAGUGCCACAGAAUCAUGCUACAUCGUCGACAAUAACUGUUCAAAAGCCUGACAUUCCGUCUCUCAGUACUCAAGCAAAAGCAGAUCAUAUCGCCUUACCUCCUGCUCCCGCGACUCUUGGACCCAGCAGCCCCGCUGGUGAUUUAAAGAACCAUGUAGAUGUUCUACCGCCUACUGGUAAACCAGAUGUGUUGGUGUAUUCUUCUAUACCUAAUGAAAAAACCCGGCAAUCCUUGUCGCCCCGUAGAGAUGCCGCCGGUGCUGCUGAUACGCAUGCCACAACUCAUAUAGCUGCUGUUGAUGGCGGUGAUGGCAUAGGAGGGAAUGGUACGGCAGGGGAGACGGGGCGUCCUGGGGAAUCAGAUUCUGCAGGUAGGUCUGAGUCUCCAUUCCAUGCUCCCCCAGCACACCCCCAACCGUUACCUGCUGACUCCGGGACUACCACGGCUACAGAAGCCUCCAUGUCACCUGUAACUUAUGACAAAGUUCCUGUCGAAUCCCCCAAUAAACCCGAAGUACCACCUGCCAAAUCUCCUGGAACCCCUAUAACAUCUGAGGGAGAACAGGACCAAGGUAAGGAUCCAAGAGUAGAUGUGUCUUUAGGUUCACAAGUUCAAGAUUUGGCGCCACCUUCACCUCCCAGUGGUAAAGGAGAGUCAGUUCCGACAGGGUCACCAGGAGUGAAUACCCCGCAAGGGCCUACUAGUGCAGAGCCUACAGUGUCUUAUGGUUCAUCAAAUCAAAAUUCUGUUCAGGAUCAAACAGUAGUCGUCUCUCAACCCCCUCCCACAGGUGAUGCUGUAUCCCCGGGCUCCCCCAGUAGGUCUAUCAGACAGGGUGUGGGUUUAAAUGGCGAUGCGCAUUCAGGUAAACAACUUGUUUCAUCUCCAAGCUCUGAACCUCCGCAAUCUUCAAAUGGUCAAGCUCAACAGGUAGUUCAACUGCAAGGCCCUAUAGAACCCUCUACCUCAAUUCCUGCCCCCCCUGGUCCUCCAGGUGAUCAGGGUCGGGGUUCGCAGGGCGGUGCUUCUUCAGGUCAACAGCCUGCUGUCUCUACGGAUACUCUUGUCGCUCAAUCCCAAAGGGUAACAGAUUCAGUAUCUCAGCCUUCUAGUGUAAUUGCUCCUUCUGCUGUCUCUGUUACCGAUAGUGGCCAGGGAGAUUCUCAACACGGUCAGCAAAGUGGAAUUAGUAAUGCGACUGAAUCAGAUUCAGCCACAACUACGACACCACCCAGCCAGGGUUCUGUUCCUGGUGACGGUGGAGCUUCUGGAAGCGGUGGGGAUGCGAGAGGCAGUACGGAUGGCGAUUCCAAGGAGAAUUUAAAAUCUAUUCAAGCUCCCACCCCAAGUGAUUCAAUCGCAGCUUCCACAUCGUCAGUUGGCAGUGGCUUACCAGGUAGUCCGGGCCUCACUCCCAUAUCGUCACCGCAAGAGAAUUCUCAUGAUCAAGGUGCAGAUAAAAGCGCUAAAAGCACAACGGUUUCAGAACAUCAUACUUCAGAUCUGGCGGGUGGUGCUGUUGCUGCAGUUACAAAAGCUCAACAAAUUGUUGACAAUGAGGGUAAUGGGUCUGAAGGUCAGCCAGGUGUGGCACCGCCUGUUCAUUCACCUCCCCCUACAGCCGCUCCCCCUAGUACUCCUGAAACUAUUGGCCCUGGCGGUGCGGCAGCUGAUAGGAGUACUGGUCGAACGUCCAUUGUUUCUCAGGGUCAAGGCAUUGCGGCCUAUGCAACUAAUGCGCUUCCGCAGCCUCCAAGUGCUCCAGAUACAGGCUUUACGUCAUUUGGUACCCUUGGUCGCGGUAUUGGCCCGGGCCUAAGUGGCCGGGGGUCUACUUCCGAACUUAUACAACGAAGUGAUCAAAGUAAUCAGACGGAUCAAGGCGCCGAUACAAGCAGGCAUGCUACCCUAGUUCCUGGUCUAAGUGGCGGUGGAGGUGGAGGUGGUGGUGGCCAGGGUUUGAAUAGCCACGCGUCUCCGCUAAGCACGGCAGCCCCUGGUGUAGGUGUUACUAGUGUCGAUCCUAUGGCAUCUGGACUCCAUCCUGCCAGUGGUCGUGAGGGGUCGGGUGGCCAUACAUCUCUUGCCUCUACUAUACAAAAACCACGCGCCAUACAGUUCGGUAGAACUUCCACCCCGCCUAUCGAUCCAACUGUGCUGAAUGGUUACGAAGAAGAUGAUGAAGCCAAUGGACGGGGUGGCGAUUUGUCAAAGUCCCAGGCUGCGGACGCAAUGAACCAGGUUUCUAUAGGUCAAGAUCAUGGCGCAUUGCAAGCGCCUGGACGCCAAAUUCCGGACGUUUCUACUUCAGAAUCUUCGCCGUUUUCCACCACUAACUCAAGCACAGGCGUAACGCAGUUUUCUAGAACCUUACAUACUACCGUGAAUCUUGAUUCCCUGGGUAGUGAUACAGAGCAGGAUGAAGACACUGGAGGGAGUGAUGACGAUUCAGGUGUCGUAAAUGCUGGGACUGAUCUACACGGUCCUCAGAGUGAAGAUGUUUCGGUUCCGAGGGGUGUGGGAAAUACAGGUUCGUCAAUGUCUAAAGAUGCUAUAGUUCCGGAGUUGGGUGGCCUUAAGCAGAGUGCACAAGACGGUUUUCAUUCUGGUUCUCCCACAGGCAGUGCAAGUUUCCAGGCUGUAGUCAGUCAACAUUUGAACCCUCAGUCAAGUAGCACCAUUUCUUCGGGUAGAGGCCCAGCCACGGUAUCUCCGGCGCCCAUUGCUUUUGAUCCGCCAACUACGCAGCCCUCCAAGAGUGGACCUUCAUCUCCUGCUCCACUAUCCCCUGUAUCGGAGUCUAAUGAACAGAUCGACAAACAUCCGGUAACACUUGGUGGUGGGAAUGAUGAGGACCCCAAAACUGAUAUCGGAAGUUUCGGUAUGCCGUCCACUGGCGAGCCACCCGGAAUAAAUGGCGGAGGAUCUUCAGUAGGGACAGGGCAGGGGGGUACUAAUCCUAUGACUCCGCAGAUAGGAGGUUCUAAUCUGAGUCUUAACACAUCUGUAAAUUCAGGCAGCAAUGCAUCCCAUCAAGUACCAUCUCAGGUGCUGAAGCAGACUCCUGCUGCCAUUACGUUUACAAAAAUAACUGAUGACCAAAUCUGGGAGCUGCAAAAGCAAUCAAUGCACGGAGAGAACUAUAAAAAGCUGCAGCAAAAGAUCAAACAGAGAUCAGAUGCGAAACAGAGAUCCCAAAUCAUCCCCAAUCUUAAAAAGCACGUUUACCAUACAGAUUCAUAUGCUUCAGAUGCUCGUAGCGGUGGCUUUACUCGCUUUUCGCCUCAGCACUAUGUUCCACAAAAAGGGCAGCAGAAGCCGGCAGUACGCAAUGAUGUAAUCAUUAAUGGCGAUGCCAUCGAAGAUCCCUUUUAUGAGAAUGACAGAAAACAGAGGGAAAGGGUAGUAGCCGAGGCAAAACGUAAAGAAGAUGUGAGGCAGAUGAAGCAAACUACAGAUGAAAGCACGUGGAUGGCUGAAAAGUUGAAGUUUGCCGAUGAGGUAAAAGAACAUAAGUUGAACGUUACGAAAAUAUUGCAAGAUAUUAAACAGAAAGAUUUGGAUCUCAUGCAAAGCCCCCAGGAUUUCAACUGCAUAGUAGUUUCCGAUACGUCAAAAGCAGCCUCCGACGACCUAUACGGCAAAGUAGUACACGAGUUGGACGGUAAAGCAAUGACUUAUGAUAACGUCAUUCAGGACCCUGAAGAGAAAAGAAUGGAGGAUUUAUAUAAUAGAAUAAUGGAAGAUUACCGUACUGAAGAUAACACAAGAAAUGUUAUGGAGAAGAUGAAAGAGGAACACCGCAAGGAAAUCGAGAAAUUCAACAGGGAAGCCGAAAAGGACUAUAAUGUCGCUGUAGAGCAAAAUCGUAUUGUACAUGCGCUUGCAAACUCCAUCUCAUUGGACGAUGCAUCAUCCAUACCACUUAUGGAGAAUAUGACGCCUUCCAUGUCAUUUUUGGCGGAGUUCGAUGGGUCGGCCACUGCUGACGCAAGGGGCAGUUCUCCAAUGCUACCUCUCCCUCAAAGUGAUUUUGAUAUCGAAAUGGCAUAUAAACCGGACAGAAGUGACGACAAUGACGGGUUCAGAAACCAUCCGCCACCUGCUGCAGCAUAUAAAAUAAACGCGCCUUUGUCCUAUAACUACCCGGAUAUAUCCUCCUCGUCACCGUAUCUUGAGACGUUCGAUGAGGAAAGCCUCAAGUCCCCAACUGUAGACUUCUGUCUUCCUGCCUGGACAACCCAUACACCCACCGACGACUUUGACGGUAUACCAGAAAUUGAGUUGUUCCCCGCCGAGGCGCCGCGUACUAUCAGGGAUAUGCUUCGCUGGCUGGUCGGGAUUGGAAGUCAAAAACAUCUUACGACCCUGGAUAAAUGCAUUAACGAGGCGUUCGGGAAAGCGCCGGACGUCAUACCUGGAAAUCCAACACUCUGCGUCAACAAUUCCAAACUGAAAUCUGAGGAUGUAAUUAAGGCUUUGAAACUUGCCUCCAUGUUUUCAAGUUCCGUGCUCUCCGCCAUUGAGCCGGGCUGGAAGCAAAAGUCAUCGAGAUCUGGCACUGUUAAACGUAUGGAUACCGAUCACGAUCAAGACCCCGAUGGAUGUGCUCUGCUAUGUUGCCUGCAGGACUACGUCUACGCGUGCUAUCACCAGUUGGCGUUUCUGCGUUCGCAGUGCGCUGGCGAUAAAUUCCGUGGUGGUUGGAUGGGUUGUCAGUUUGGACGGGAUGUCACGGCUGAGUCCCCGCUGCAGGCUUUUCUGACUGACGCGUACUACUCCAAGUUCAAGACGCACCUAUUCGACCCGUGUGACGUCUGCCUAAAGAGCCGUAUCAGGAUGGGAUUCAGGAAGGGCGAUUUCUCCAAGAUCGCCAAAGACGGCAGCUACCUGUAUUACCUCCUGUCGCCAUCCUGCAGCGGCGAUGAUGACCCCUUGAUAACGUUGUCUUCUUACCUCAACUGCAUCACCAGGCGAACGCCGCGCACUACAGGGGAGCUCGUGUCGUUCUUCCAGCAUUUCGGGAGUGAGAUGCGCAAGGAUGGUAUAGGCAUCUUGUCCGACAUGGGCAGGGCCCUGUCCACUCCACAUCCCAACUGCCCUGAAUGGGACCAUCUUGGUCGCCACGACUUGGACGCUGUCGGUGGCAUACGGGUUUCCGAGUCUCCUAUCUCCAAACACGACAAUGACCACGCCGGGACCCUGUCCACACUGGUGGGCUGCAACAUCACCAAUGUGCAGUGCACAAAACUGCUGUCGCCCAUCACGCACCGGGCUUACGCAAUGUACUCGCCAUGCUUCGCCCAGACAUACCUCAGCUGGGUGGUCUACCUGGCCGAUACACUCCGCGAGUCACUGGACCGGCUGCGUUACGAUUUCACGAGGCACAAUGUUUCCAAGUGCGGAUCAAUUCAUCACUGCCACGACGCCCUGCCCUACCUCUACUUUCACGGGUUCACGCCACCGGAGGGCACGUCAACAUCACUAGUCACGUGUUCACAGGUCAUCACCAAGUUAGAGGAAGUGAUAAACGGUGGGCCAAUCGCAAAGCUCAUCAACUGCAUGGACGAUUUCUUAUACAGGGUUCGGUGGCCAUUCAUCUACACGGUCAUCACGCUGUGGUCCACCGCAUUCCUCUUGUUCGCCCACACGGCGCUAUACCGCCUGGACUUGCUGCGCAUACAAUCUCACUUCCUGCGCUCCAGGGGAUCUCACGUCAUCGAUGUCAAGGCGUUACUCACGGACGGCACGAAGAUGCCUUCGCUGUACGACAUCGAUUACUUCGACGACGAAGCACUCGCUCACGCGUGGAACAGAAUUUAUUAA
Babesia bigemina is the source of this 7344-nucleotide messenger RNA. RefSeq lists its product as hypothetical. The record is from RefSeq and is a predicted model, not a curated record. Bases 1 to 7344 code for a protein of 2447 amino acids. Lineage: Eukaryota; Apicomplexa; Aconoidasida; Piroplasmida; Babesiidae. The transcript has a single exon.